CGGCGGCGGGGGGGGGGGGGAACGCCUCCAAAAGCUGCCCGCGGGACCCGGAUGCAAAACUAGGCUGACGCGCGCAAUGUGUCACGCAUGGUGCCCUCCCAGCUUGCUGCAGCUUCCCUCCUUCUGACACUCCCUCCGAGAGCCACACUUCCUCCUGUACUUUACUUCCGAAGGCGGCUCCUUUCUAAGCAUUCAAAGAAACCGGAGGAGGAGAAGGAAUCCUGCCGCAGGGGAAUCUGAUCAAGGCAACAAUGAACAUUGAACAUGAAAUCGGCCUUUUAGUUGAAGAGAUUCGGAGACUGGGAACCAAAAAUCCUGAUGGGACACUGAGUGUGAAGUUUGGCGUGCUCUUUGCUGAUGACAAAUGUGCCAACCUUUUUGAAGCUUUGGUGGGGACUCUUAAAGCUGCAAAACGAAGGAAGAUUGUUAGUUAUCCUGGAGAGCUGCUUCUGCAAGGUGUUCAUGAUAAUGUUGACAUUUUGUUACUGCAGGAAUAGCAUAGCUUUCUAGGUUCAUUAUUUUUUCAGACAAAUGAAUAUACAGAAUUCUCAGACCAAGGCCAAAUUUGCAUGAAGGUGUAUUUUGUUAUAUAUCUUUAUAAUGAAAAUGAAUGUACUCCUUUGGGGACCUAAGCCUUUCCUUUCCUUUCUAUCAUUUUGUGAAUGCAUUACUGCAAAUGAGUGUUGGAUAAAAUGAUAUAAUGAUCUCCCUUUUUUUUUGUCUCAGGUAUUGCAUUUUUAAACUGUCCAGAUGGUUAUUAAUGUUUGAACAGGAGAUUUUACAAAUAAUUUAGCUGUAUUUACUAGCUAAAAGUCUGAUGCAAAGGCACAAAGCCUCGGUGGCCAUGCUUUUCUUUCUUUCUUUCUUUCUUUCUUUCUUUCUUUCUUUCUUUCUUUCUUUCUUUCUGCUUUUAUUUUUUUUAUCUUUGUAACUAGGGUAGCCACUAAGAUAUUGGCCGCCCCCCAAAGGACACAGAUGUGUAUGAGCAAGUAAAUAAAGCUGCAGAUUUAGAAAUAAUUAAAUAAUUACUGUAAUUUAAGUAGAAAUACAAUACCUCUCACCACAGUGGGGAAGGAAGACUCCUCAGUCUGUUAUCUAGGUGCUAAGCCCUGAAGGCCAACUUCAGGGCACUUCCUGUUCUUGAUUUUAAUGGUCCUUUAUCUUGAAGCCAGGCUUGGACAAGGCAGCCCUUCAAACCAGCAUCAAUUACUCUAGGCAAAACAAAGUAAUAGAACAGAAGGACACACACACACACAAAGAAACUUGUAAAAGUCUGUAUUUAAUAGACUCUUCCCAUGUGGCAUUUGAGAGGCACAACACAGUACAGUCAUACCUCGGUUUAAGUACGCCUCGGUUUGAGUAUUUUCAGUUUAAGUACUCUGUGGACCUGUCUGGAACGGAUUAAUCCACUUUCCAUUACUUUCAAUGGGAAAGUUCGCUUCAGGUUAAGUAUGCUUCAGGUUAUGUACGGACUUCUGGAACCAAUUACACUCAUACCUCGGGUUAAGUACGCUUCAGGUUGAGUACUCCGCGGACCCGUCUAGAACAGAUUAAUCCACUUUCCAUCACUUUCAAUGGGAAAGUUCACUUCAGGUUAAGUACGCUUCAGUUUAAGUACUUCACGGACCGUCUGGAAUGGAUUAAUCCACUUUCCAUUACCUUCAAUGGGAAAGUUCGCUUCAGGUUCAGUACGCUUCAGGUUAAGUACAGACUUUCGGAACCAAUUGUGUUUGUAAACCGAGGUACCACUGUAGUCUUAUGUGAUGUAUCUCUUUCUGCCCUGUAGCACUUCAGAGGAGUUGUGCAAGGGAUAGAAAAUGUCUUAGAGGCCAGAUAAACAAGAUAACUGCCACAACACUUUCAUUUUGAAUGACCGCUGUGUAGGAUGAUUAUUAGAGAGCCUGAUUCCUCUAAAGAACUUGACGGUGCUACCCCUCUGGAAAAAUGGGCAACUGACACCUGUUGUCCCCCAGGGAAAUUGAGUGGACCCCUAUAGACUGCAGGCUGCUGGAGAACACCGAUGAGUGUAUAAGGGGGAAAGGGCUCCCUCUUUUUAACUUGAAGCCUCUGUGGAGAUUGUAGUUUCUUAAGGGUGCUUGGAAUUGUUGAUCUGUGAGGGAUAUGCUAUGUGAUUCUUGGGGAGAGUGUGUGUGCUUUAAAUGUGCUUUGAAUGAUGGGAGGAGCAUCUCAUGAAAGAAGAAAGAAAGUGUUGUACUGGAGAAUCAGCCAAAAACAAACAAACAAACAAAAAACCUGUUCUACAAGCACGUUCCAUGAUCUUCCACUUCUCUGCUCAGGGUAACUGAUCUGUUCUUCAAAUGUGUGUCAUUUGUUCAGAGAAGUAAUGUGACAUUUCUGUACCAAUAAACAUUCAAGGGGAAUAUCCAAUAGCUUUAAGGAAGUGGCAGUACAAUAACCAUCCAUAUUUUGCUACUUACCUUCUAAGUCUGUGGUGAACUUCUCUCCAUAGUUCAGUUAUGAACUUGAAAUGCACUGAUGAGUCUGUUGGUUUUGCACUUUCUUUCUCUACUGAAUCAGUGGCAAAGUGGUUGUCUGUGAAAGCUUGCCAACAGUCCUGAAAGCUCCAGCUAAAAUAGUAAAAAACAAACAAAAAACAGACAAACAAACAUGAUAGUUAUUUUUGCCAUCCUUUCUCUGUGUAAACAAAUUAGCUUUGACUCGAGAGACUUUACUUUGUAUGUUUGCAUCAGCAGAAUUUGAUUCAAUAAAAGUUUCAACUUUCCCCCUGCUCUACAAUAAAUAUUUUCAAGUCUACAAA
Zootoca vivipara (common lizard) is the source of this 2779-nucleotide messenger RNA. NCBI's taxonomy places the organism in Eukaryota, Metazoa, Chordata, Lepidosauria, Squamata, Lacertidae. The record is from RefSeq and is a predicted model, not a curated record.